Molecule: messenger RNA, 1916 nt
Organism: Uranotaenia lowii
Lineage: Eukaryota; Metazoa; Arthropoda; Insecta; Diptera; Culicidae
Product: microfibril-associated glycoprotein 4-like
Exons: 4
Coding region: 1-903 (300 amino acids)
Source: RefSeq, a predicted model, not a curated record
AUGACGAGGCCAAGCGAAGCUAACAUCCUGCUAACUGCUAAGAAGUUCUUGCUGCAUCCGUCAUCGGACCCGAUUGCUGGUCGUCUAAGCUGCUUGGCCUUAAGGCAAUUGCUGAUGCUGUACGGCAUGUUCAACCAGGAUGUAGACUUUGACGUCACGUUACGGAUAGCAGCUAACCCGUCGAACAACUGCCAACAACCCCCAGGUGAUAUGGGGGAACUUCGGCGGAAGGUGUACAUUACUGAACAAAUAGUCGGAAACAUCGAGAAAAGAGUUCAAAGCCUGGGAAAAAAAGGAACCUUACAAACGUGCUUCGAUGUUCGGAAUUUCCAAUCCGGAAUAUAUCAACUACAGCCGCAAAACUUAUCCCUGCGAUCGUUCAAAGCUUUAUGUGACAACGAUUAUUCGGAUGGAGGCUGGACGGUGAUCCAGAAUCGUUUCAACGGCUCCGUGGACUUCUACAGAGGCUGGAAGGACUACGAGGAAGGAUUUGGAGAUCUGGAAGGCGAAUUCUGGUUGGGAUUGGAGAAAAUUCAUCAACUCACCUCUUUCAAGCGGCACGAGUUGCACGUGCUUUUGAAGGACUUCGAGGGUAAUUCCAAGGUGGCCAAAUACGAUGACUUCCGGGUGGCCGAUAAGGCAGAGAAGUACACACUGGAGAGCCUCGGAGAGCACGGCGGAACAGCAGGGGACUCGCUUCAUUAUAAUCGCGGUGAAAAGUUUAGAACUUUCGAUUCAGACACUGCUCGAUCUAUAGCAAAAUUAUUUGGUGGUGCUUGGUGGUACCAUAGUUUAUUCCAACCCCAAAGCAAUCUCAACGGAAAAUAUACUGUUGAGGGUGUGGACAGCCGUUGGAAAGGAAUGUUCUGGAGAGAUCCAGACGGCAUCCUUCCAUACUUGUAAGCGUUGCUAGUCUGUCGAGGAUGUUGCAGUGAUCUUGCUGUAGAUUGGUUAAAUAAUGUUGCAGUGGUGUUCGUGGGGGUUAAGGGUUUCUCCUUGGCGAAGUAGUUCACCCAGCCACCCUAACCCGGCGAACGACUUGGCGAAAAAGUUCGUUCGGCAACCCACCACCAGAGGGCCACCAAGAGAUGCGAGCCGCUAAGGUCGAGCGAAGAGGCGAAAUCUACAAUCGGGCGAAAUAUACGAGCAAAAAACGAGGGCAACGAUCGGGGAUGGUUCAAGGCCGGUCAAGAAUGAAAUGACCAAGGCAUUUGCCGAUAGUUCGCGAACGCAUUCAGAUCAAGCACAAAAAGAUCUUUUAAAGUGUCCCGUUUUUUAAAGACACGACCAUUUAAACACUACAUUUAAAAGCCAAAUUGUAGUAUUAUCACAAUAUUGGUCAAACUUGUGGACCUGUGAAAGUAGUUAGCUGAAAAGGAUACUCAGCUGACGGAACAUCAGGUAACCAUCCGCCAUUUUGUUCGUUGCCCCAAAAAUCGUCCCCUAAUUUGCCCUGAACAUCAACAGGACCCCGCUGUUCCGAGUUUAAAGGCCAUUCAAACUCAACUCGAGAGAGACGUGCAAUAAGCUCUACGCCGUCGACCGACAACCGUUACGCCGUCGGUUUGACCUACACCGGUACCUGGUUCAGCACCCAAGGUGGGGCCAGGUACGCCGUUGAAAUUCGCCACUUCGCUUACCUUCGAAGCCACAACCGUGCCCGGUUCAGCACCCAAGGUGGGGCCGGGUACAUUCAGCGAGAACCUGUCGACCUCCCAGUUGUCAUCAACGAACCCGAGCUUGACACCGAAGGAGGAAGGAGGAGUACGUUCCCACAACGUUCUCGCAGCGCAGUAUAAAGGUUAGAUAGAUAGCAAUAAGAAAGUGGGGGAGGAACUGCAAACCUUAAAUAAAGGGUACUAACUAAUUAGCCUAGGAGUUUUACCUUAGUCUUCCCGAACUUCCCUGCAACAUAG